This is a messenger RNA of Homarus americanus (American lobster), 2476 nucleotides long. It is a transcript of the gene mge, whose product is annotated as mitochondrial import receptor subunit TOM22 homolog. Gene Ontology annotation, biological process: intracellular protein transport. The transcript is spliced from 4 exons. Lineage: Eukaryota; Metazoa; Arthropoda; Malacostraca; Decapoda; Nephropidae. Bases 97 to 636 code for a protein of 179 amino acids. The record is from RefSeq and is a predicted model, not a curated record. Gene Ontology annotation, cellular component: mitochondrial outer membrane.
UGAAGACAGCAAGUGGAGCGGUGGGUGUUGGGUAACGAGGCUGGGCAGCACCGGGUGACUCGUCUCUAUAACCAUAUUACACCUCUCAUAACCACUAUGGCCACCUUGAUCGAGCUAACAGAUAGGGACAGUGGUGUAGCGAGCAGCGAGGCUACACCAGAGAGCCAGGUUGUUAGUCCCACAGCUCAGGAGGAGGCGGCGAAGGUGGUGGGGGAGGCCGUGGAGGCUGCAGCUGCCAAGGUGUCGUCUGCUGCCACUACAGACGAGGCUGACGGCCCGGGUGUUAUAGCCAGAGUCCUUCCUGACGACGAUGAUGAGGAUGUAGAUGAAAGCCUGGGGGAGAGACUGUGGGGUUUAACAGAGAUGUUUCCAGACCGUCUUCGUACAACCAGUGUUAAUGCUGUGUCCUCCUCUGUAAGCUUCAUGAAAAGUACCUAUGAACUGACAAGACAAGUUGUAUGGAUAGCAGUGAGUACCUCGGUUAUCCUGUUUGCUCCUGUCAUGUUUGAGCUAGAACGGCUCAACGUGGAGGAGAUGAUGAAGCAAGAUCGGAAUAGGCUUGUAUUGGGUCCUGGAUCAGCCAUGUCCGGGCCUCCUGUUGCUCCCGGUCUUAUGCCUCCUCCUCCAACACGAUAAUCAUCUUGCUUGUUUACCUCGAGCUCCACCGGUUUCAUCUCUUUUUUAAUUAUUGUACAAUAUAUCUGCAAAGAUAUCCAUAGUUGUUACUUUUUAUCAAGUAACUUCGUAUGGCUGUUUAAGUAUGAUUAACUUGUGUGAAAUAAUGGAGAAAAUAUACAGUUUGACUGUUUCAUUCCUGACCUGACCGUAGGCAACAUUAAGAUGUGAAAGGUGCUCAGGGUUAUUGCAUGUCAUUUUAUGCAUUGAUAGUGAAAUAGUUUGGGGGUAAAAAAAAUGUGCAUAUGGAUUUAAAAAAUUUUUUUUAUAAUUAUUUAAUAUUUUCUGGUUUAUUGAGUAAGUGGAAAAUACAGUACUCAUACUUUGUUCAUAGAUGAAAUUGUAUUUAGAUGUAUGACUGUAAUAACACUGGGAUGGUUCUCAGAGAGUGUAAGUAGAUCACCUACAGUCAUAUCAGUUGUGUACAUACAGUACUGGAUGAACUACUACACUGUACAAUGCAGUGGCGUGUACUAUAUUCUUAAGAAGCAAGGUGAGCAUUGCUUUCCUUAUAAAAAUUCUUCUCUUCAAAUUUAAAAUACAUUAUCUCUUUGUUUAGUUAAAGUAUUAUUUAUUUGUGUAUAGCAUUCUUCAUUUAAGUCUCAUUGAAUUUAAACCUGCUGUAAUAGGAGUCCAGAAUUGAGAAACUUGCAAGACAGGAGCGUUUGCCACUUGAAAAUCAGUCCCUCAAAUACGCAACAUUCAAUUUGCAGUAGCCUCUUACAGGGUAAAAUGGUAUGCCACUACCAGACAUAAGAUGAAAACUAUUAAUUCAAAUUAUAUUAAUCCUUUUUUUUUUCUCUCCUUCAAAAUCCAUGUAAAUAAGAUACAGAUCAAUUCUAAUAUGCUGUGAAAAGCAUUCUGAUGCUGGAAUUUCCCCUCAAUAAAUAUUUGUAGUUAUCAAAGUAGAAUUUCUUUUCUUAGAGAUUUGGGCAACAGAAGCACAGCAAACUCCUGGUUGUCCCUCCCCUACAACUACCACCUACAUCAUUGUACCAGAUCAAUCAUAAAUUCAUAACUGCAGAUAUAUAAGUAAGAUUUUGUUUUUAUAAUUAAAAUUCUUUUAGAAUAAUAUAGAUACUGUAUUUCAUUUUACCAAUGUGAUAACCCGUGCAAAAUAAUUUACUUCUUGGUGGAAUAAAUCCGAAUUAAGGCAUAAUGUACCGAAUGUUGCUAAUUGUCUAACAAGAACUUUAUUCAAAUGCCUCAUUAGUGUCAUAAAUAAAGGCUAAAGAUGAACAAAAAAUAACUAGUAACUACUUCACCUUGAUAUGUUUCACAGUUUACUAGACUCCUAGUACUUGGUAGUAUAAUGUCAUUAACAGUGUCAUCUCCUUGCCCUAACAUUUUUUCCACAACACGCCACUGAUACAAGUACUGUAGUAAAUGUUCAGGUUAAUUGAGCUGAAUGUGCAGUUAUGAUAAUGUGUACAUAUGUGAAUAUGGCUAAAGCUAUUUUAAGUUGUUAAUGAAUUAAAAGAUACUACUUGUUUUGUAACUGUCAGUACGUAAUGAGCAUUAAAGUAUGUAGAUAUUGUAAUCUCUGGUUUGUUUGUGCAGUACAGUACUGUACAGUCAUCAGUGUGAAGUAGAUGAUUGUGAUCUUAUGCUGGUUCAUCAAGUCUGGCCACAAAGCAGCUAAACAAAUUUUGGCUAGUGUGUAACAUAGGUGUAUACAGAGCUACUGUACUCAUUUUGUAUUGUUGUUUAUUAUGGUUGAAAAUAUAUGAACAGUUAUGUUGUCAAUUGUUCUACCAUUGACCAACUAGUCUGUCUUUUAAAAAUAGAAAAUUUUUUUAAA